AUGCUAGAAAGUGUAAUCCACAUAUGUAACCGAGAACCAAUAAAUAAUAUGUUGAGGAAGAAUGGCCAAGAAGAACUUAGAAUAACUCAAAGUGAGUGGAUUCCUUUAGAAGAUUUAGUAAAGUUUUUGAGAAGCUUUCGCGAAGCCGUCGAAAUCUUGUCGUCUCAGAAAACAAGCACAAUGAAUGUUGCUCUGGUGUUCCGUUCUGAGAUUAUGGACGUAUUAAAGCUCAAUCAAGAUGAUGAAGAACUAAUAUUGUUACACUUAAAAAGCAACAUGAUGAAAAAAAUGAGUAAAAUAUUCCCAGUAACAAAGUCCAUUGUCGCAGCAGCACUGUUGGAUAACCGCUUUAUGAGUACGACAGAAAUUGAUUUUUUUCUAGAAAACCCGAAUAUGGCCAGAACGUCCUUCCUUUCCUCGUACAUCAGAGAAGUUAUAAAUAUUAAUAACGAGCCAGAAGCUUUAGGCAAAAAUGCAGGCAAUACAAGCACCAGCAAUGUAACCGACACAUCAUUCUUGCAUAAACUGUCGAGGAAACAUAGUGUUAGUACAUGCCAAGGGAUUCAAGGUAAUCCAAUAGAGCAAGAAUGUUGA
Messenger RNA from Parnassius mnemosyne (clouded apollo), 594 nucleotides. Lineage: Eukaryota; Metazoa; Arthropoda; Insecta; Lepidoptera; Papilionidae. The record is from the annotation of a GenBank genome assembly.